UCAAAAAUCUAGUUCACUAAUAACCUUAGCGUUGCUAUUAUUUUUAUUUUAAGAAUUAAAUAAAUUAGUUCUUAAUAUUAUAGGUGCAUAUAUGAAGUUCUAUUAAGGAUGGCUGUUUUGUAUCGCUUAUUUGUACAUAACCACAAGCUUACAUGUAAAUUUACACAUUUUAGGAAUUUUAGUUUUAGUCGAACUUCAGAUGUAUUAAAUAAUCAGUGCGCAUAUUAUUCAGUGAUUCCAAAUACUGAUACAACUACAUAUUUUCACAAAAGUCUCAUAACAUGUAUUCAAAGGCCUUAUGUUCUAUCAGCGAAACGAUUAUUGAGUCACAAAAUUGAUCCAAAAAUAAAUGAAAACGAACCAAUAAAUAAUGUUGAAAUUUCUAAAGUUGAACAAAUUAAUUCAUCUUCCAGUAAUCAAAAUCAACAAAAUCAAAAAAAUUUCGAACAUUUAAAUCGUGCUUAUGAUGUUUUAAGUAAAACAUUACCAAAUCUAUUCAUACAACCAUUAGAUUAUUCUAUAUAUAGUCCUAACUUAAUUUUUGAAAAUAAUAUCAGAGGAACGCGAACAGUAGGUUUAUAUCAUUAUAUUAAACAAGUUGCAUUAUUAAGAACUGUAGGACACUUAAAAUAUGCUUAUGUCAAGUUUGAAAUUCUUAAAAUUACAAAGCAUCCUGAGGAUCUAACAAUAAAAAUUAGAUGGAGGGUUAGAGGUGUAUCUGGAUUAAAAGUGAUGUUUCAAUUUUGGAAAUACAAAUUAUGGAAAGUGAAAGAUAUAUUUGAAGAUCAAGAAGCUUGGUAUGAUGGUUUUUCAAUUAUGUACUUAGGCGAAGAUGGACUUAUAGAGAAACAUGUUGCAGAUAAAGUAAUGCCGGAUGAUGAUAAACACUUAGCAGUUAAUAGUCCUUUAGAAGCUUCUUCAGUCACCCCAAAAUUAGCAAUAUUUGUAGGACUAACAUCUGAUUUUACACAUUUCGUAUCAUAGAUGAUAUUAUGUGGAAAACAAUCGCAUUAAUUAAUAAAAAUAUUUUGUCAGUGUGGUUAUGAACUUGUAAUAAAUUACAAAAAAUGAGCGCUAUUUUGUGAUCUUUGUUACAUGGAAAAAUCGUUUACUAUAAUUGAUUUAUAAUUUAUUUGUAAAACAGUUUUUGAAAUAUUUGUUCCUUUAAUAAAAUUAUAAUUCAGAUAACAAUUUCACAAAAAUAUAUAAAUGUUAAAAGUUGUUACCUG
Molecule: messenger RNA, 1229 nt
Organism: Condylostylus longicornis
Lineage: Eukaryota; Metazoa; Arthropoda; Insecta; Diptera; Dolichopodidae
Exons: 7
Coding region: 109-984 (291 amino acids)
Source: RefSeq, a predicted model, not a curated record